This is a messenger RNA of Plasmopara halstedii, 720 nucleotides long. RefSeq names its product Photoreceptor synaptic vesicle protein HRG4/UNC-119. Gene Ontology annotation, cellular component: cilium. The record is from RefSeq and is a predicted model, not a curated record. The coding region runs from base 1 to 720 and encodes 239 amino acids. NCBI's taxonomy places the organism in Eukaryota, Oomycota, Peronosporomycetes, Peronosporales, Peronosporaceae. Gene Ontology annotation, molecular function: lipid binding. Gene Ontology annotation, biological process: cilium assembly; lipoprotein transport. The transcript is spliced from 2 exons.
AUGCCCUGUCAUAGAUACACACCAAAAGACGUUCUUGAGCUUCAAGCACCUACGGAAUCCUUCCUGUGUCCAUUAAGCGCAAACAAGUACGGAAUAGAAUUUUUGCACUUCUCCAUCUCGGACUUUGAGUCCAAGCGCAAAAUCUUUGAGAUUGGCAAAGAUCGGCCAGGCAAGGCUACCCUCAAGAUGGAACUUGGUCAUGCGCGCGGAGAGAGUGCCUACCGCACUAUCCGCUACGAAUUUUCUGAGGACGUGUUGCGACUUCCAGCCAUUGCCACGGAGCUUGAGUUUUCUGUAGGAUCGCACGAAGUGCAUAAUUUGCGCAUGAUUGAGCGCCACUACUUUCGUGAUGAAAUUGUCAAGAGUUUCGACUUCAACUUUGGCUUUUGCAUUCCAUCCAGUUUAAACACAUGGGAGACAAUUUACGCCUUGCCUCCGCUGGACGAAAAGGUCAUCAGUGACAUGGUGGCACAGCCGUAUGCAACAGUCUCCGACAGUUUUUACUUUGUAGGAGAUGAAUUGAUAAUGCACAACAAGGCUGAAUACAAGUACAUCCCUGAAGAUAGAGCGCAAGCUAAAAAGUCUUACGAUCACAGUGACGAUUAUGAUGACGCAAAGGGCGGCGCUAAGGAAGGAUCAAGUCGCGUUGAAGAAAAAGGAUCUGGCUUUAAAAGCACAGGAAGCUGCACUAAAUGGUCAAAAGAGGACGAUUACGAAUAA